GAUACAAUCCUUCAGUGCGAGACACGAACAGUCGGUCAAUGCGACCGUUCACCAUCAUCACAAAACCAGAAGUACGCAUCUCUUACUUACACCCUGUCUGCAAAUAUAUGUGUAAUUGUACCACAAAGUACAGCUGCUCAGAAAGGAGAUUCAACAUGACGUAAGGGCCUGUGAACCUUGACCUGACCUGCUCCAGCCGGACUCCUCUCUUUAGACGCUAAAGAAACACUCUUCAAACUCCAGGACCAUGUCAACAGGUAAUUACACUCCAGCCCCAGGGGGCCCUUUUUCGGCCUUCACACCCAGCAUGUGGCCCCAGGACAUUUUGGCAAAGUACUGUCAGAAAGACCCCAAUAUGGAAGCAGAACUGCAGUAUGAUGAAUUUGGGUUCCGGAUCGAUAGUGAAGACGGGGUUGAGACAAGUAAAUGGCAGCGUGGUGAGGGAGCUCCUCAGAGAGAGGACCCUCAGCAAAGACUUCGCUGGCAAGCCCAUCUGGAGUUCACGCACAAUCACACUGUAGGAGACCUGACAUGGGACAAGAUCUCUCCCACCCUGGCUCGCUCUGACCGCCUUCGGACCCUUGUGCUGGGGGGCAUACCACACAGCAUGAGACCACAAUUGUGGAUGCGUUUGUCAGGGGCCCUGCAGAAAAAGAGAACAUCCGAAAUUUCCUACAGGGAAAUCGUCAAAAACAGUUCUAAUGAUGACACCACAGCAGCCAAACAGAUAGAAAAGGAUCUUUUGCGGACCAUGCCCACUAAUGCGUGCUUCAGCACCUUGUCGAGUGUGGGGGUGCCCAAGCUCAGGCGGGUCCUGAGAGGGCUGGCGUGGCUGUAUCCAGACAUCGGCUACUGUCAGGGCACAGGCAUGGUGGUGUCCUGUCUGCUGCUGUUUCUGGAGGAGGAGGAUGCUCUGUGGAUGAUGUGUGCUCUGAUAGAGGACCUGCUGCCUCCCUCAUACUUCUCCUCCACGCUGUUGGGAGUUCAGACUGACCAGCGCGUGCUCAGACAGCUCAUAGUGCAGUAUCUGCCGAGUCUAGACCAGCUGCUACAGGAGCAUGACAUUGAGCUUUCUUUAAUCACUCUGCACUGGUUCCUCACUGCCUUUGCCAGUGUGGUGGACAUCCGCAUCCUGCUGCGAAUCUGGGACCUGCUCUUCUACGAGGGCUCAGUGGUGCUCUUCCAGGUUACGCUGGGCAUGCUGAAGAUCAAGGAGGAAGAACUGGUGUCAUCUGAGAACUCGGCAUCCAUCUUUAACACACUCUCAGAUCUGCCCAGUCAAUUAGAGGACGGGGCGGCAGUGCUGGGUGAGGCUGUGCGUCUGGCAGGAUCUCUGUCUCAGGAAAGCCUGGAUGCACACAGACACAAGCAUCUUGCCUACAUCCUGGCAGAGCAGGCCCAGCUCAACUCCGGCAACUCCCAUUCCCUCCACACCAACCUCAACAAGGUGGUCCGCAGACAGAGCCUGCGUAGGAAAUCCACCCUGAGCUCACUUCUCUGGGGGGAGGACGAGGUGGAGGCGCUGAAGGCCAAAAACAUUAAACAGACGGAGCUGGUGGCAGCACUGAGAGAAGCCAUCAGUCGGACCGCAGAGCACUUUCACUGCCUGGAUCCCCGCAACUGCAGCACUGAUUUCACUCCAGACUAUUCUAUGGAGAUCCAGGAAAUGGUUCCAACUGCACUUAUAACCUACAUGCAACUCAUUACACCAACCAGUAUUUCCCACAAACCUUUUGUCCCAUUAGGCUGGUUUCCUGCCAAAUUUGUGGAAGUCUUGGAUGAACGAAGUAAAGAGUACUCUCUGGCUGGAGAUGAUACUGUAACUGAGGCAGUGAAUGACUUGGUCAGAGGCACUUUGUGUCCUGCUCUCAAGGCCAUCUUUCAGCACGGCCUGAAGAAGCCCUCCAUACUGGGAGGACCCUGUCACCCUUGGCUCUUCAUCGAGGAGGCAGCCAGCAGAGAAGUGGAGAGAGACUUCAACUCGGUCUACUCCAGACUGGUGCUCUGCAAGACCUACAGGUUAGAUGAAGAUGGGAAGGUGCUCACACCUGAAGAGCUUCUUUACAGGGCAGUGCAGUCUGUCAACAUGAGCCACGACACUGCACACGUUCAGAUGGACGUCAAGUUUCGCUCGCUCAUCUGUGUGGGCUUAAAUGAGCAGGUGCUGCACCUGUGGCUGGAGGUGUUGUGUUCCAGUAUGAAUGCUGUGGAGAAAUGGUACCAUCCCUGGUCCUUCCUGCGCAGUCCUGGCUGGGUUCAGAUAAAGUGUGAACUCAGAGUUCUCUCAAAGUUUGCCUUCAGUCUAUCCCAAGACUGUGAGCUGCCUACCAAAAAAGAGGAGAAGGAGCAGAGGCCUCUGAAGGAGGGAGUUCAGGACAUGUUGGUGAAACAUCACCUCUUCAGCUGGGACAUUGAUGGCUAAACCAUCACACGCCUCCUGUGAGCUGCAAACACAGACCAAAUCACUCUCCAUCUGCAGAAAACAGGCAUCACACGUGAAAUUCAUGUUCAUUCGUUGUACAGCUUUAUGUCACAUGGCUGCAUUGUUGAGUGUUUGUGUGUCUUGGCACAAUAGUUUCACUUUUUGUGACUCUAAUGUGAGAUUUCACACAGAAUCAGACUAAGGACUACCUGCAAACACUUCCUCUCCUUUGAAGCUAAAUAAAUGUUGCACCAUUUGGGGCACGACUAGAGUGGUCAUGAAAUGAAUGUAGGAUUUGCACCCUUUUGUCCCUUUACUCUUGGUGAUCUCUGGAUAGUGGGAAAGAUGUCAGUCCAGCUCUUAUGCUCCAGAAGGAUUGUCUUGAAGAGCUAAUUCCGUGUCUAAAUGAUCACGUUUGUGUCUAUCAGACAUGUACAAUCAGAGAUAAAACACAUUUUCAUUAUCUUCAGAGGACUUUCCAAUUAUGAUUGUUUCCAAAAUAGCUGAAUAAUACCACCCCACAUCCGUAACAUCCCAUUACAUCCACAGCAAACUAAUGAUGAAACUCAUUCACUACAGUCAGGUCUCUUUCUCUCGUGUGUAGUUCAGACUGUAGCAUUAAAACACUUGAUUGAAUCUGCCUCAACAUGAAGGGCAUCACUGAUGAUUCGGUGUUGUUGGUGUGGCAAUGAAUCAGCUUUGUGUUACAUAUGUUGCUAUUUCUUAUAAACCAUGUAAAGUAUAAAGAAGAGAAUACUAGUAUUUAGCUUUUUUAUUUUAUUUUUUUUGAGAUGUGAAAAAGAAGACGGUCCAGUGCUGCACUGCAGUCUACAUGGAGUCAUAAUGGGCCGCUCUGAAUGAGUGAUGCAGAAGAGCUUUGUGUGUCUUCUCUGCAAGAGCCUGCAGUGGCACAGUUAGAUGGUAGAGUAAGUGAA
Molecule: messenger RNA, 3357 nt
Organism: Sinocyclocheilus grahami
Lineage: Eukaryota; Metazoa; Chordata; Actinopteri; Cypriniformes; Cyprinidae
Gene: sgsm3
Product: small G protein signaling modulator 3
Exons: 20
Coding region: 248-2422 (724 amino acids)
Biological process (GO): regulation of GTPase activity
Molecular function (GO): GTPase activator activity; small GTPase binding
Source: RefSeq, a predicted model, not a curated record